AUGAAGUGCCUUGCUAAUGAACUAUCAAAGACGCCUCUUCGACGUCUCCCUGCGAAGAUUAUACACACCACUCUCAUCUGGGGUUCUAGAUGGCCUCCCUGUGCUCCUUCAAAUAAGGAUUACCGAUACCGUAUUCAAGCUCGAAAUUUCUCAAAAAAAUAUGCUCGACCAAGAACAGCUCUCUUCUUUCCCGGUCAAGGCGUCCAGAAAGUUGGAAUGCUGAAACCAUGGCUAGCAGCAUUUCCAUCAACUGCUGGUCCUCUCGUAGAGGAGAUCGAUCAUCUUAUGGAAUACAAGCUAUCAAAAGUUAUUGAAGAGGGUCCAAAUUCGCUACUCACCGCCACGGUAAAUGCACAACCCGCCAUAAUGGCCUGUUCAGUACUUAUACUUCGAAUACUUGAAAUAGAGUUUGGCUUCAAGACAGUAGAAAGAGUUGAUGUAGCCCUAGGACAUUCUCUGGGUGAGUUCGCGGCACUUGUAGCUGCGGGUAAUGUUCACUUUGAGGAUUCCCUCUACUUGAUCCGAAAGCGGGCGGCUGUUAUGGCAGAGUGUUCGCAAAGGGCAAGAGCCGAUCAUGGUGGCGAAUACGGCAUGAUUGCUCUCGUAACUGAGCCAGGGCAUCUCACAUCACUAAUUGAGGCGAUUCAUGAAUUUCUCGGCCAUCACAGCACUGGAUCAAAGUCUGAAAGCGCCGAAGACGUCCCUCCCAUUCAACAAGUACUCAUUGGCAACAUAAAUAGCAAAAAUCAGAUUGUCUUGAGUGGGAAUAUUGAGAGAAUUAAGACAUUAUUGACCCAUGUCAGACAAUUCGGGGGUCACGAUCCAAGAGCCGUGAGACUUAAUAGUGAUUGUCCAUUUCACAGCUCUCUAAUGAUUCCGGCAAAGAUUUCCAUGAAAAAAAUGUUGGAGGGAAAGAGCCGGGUCAAGGGCAGAGAGGAUAAAGCUAUAGUGACGUUUCCAGGCGUCAUGGACUGUAUCAGUAAUGUUAGCGCUAGACCGUUCGAAAGUAAGGAAAAUCUUAAAGAUUUAUGGGCGCGUUCGUGCGUGGAAACAGUAAGAUGGUGGGACAGUAUCAAAUACUUGGAUCAGGAACAAGGUGUACGGCGAUGGAUCGGAAUUGGGCCCGGCAAAGUGGGCAGGAACCUUGUAGGAAAAGAGGUCGGUAUGCGAGGAAGAGAUGUAGUGAAAGGAGGGGGUGUAUGGGCAAUUACGGAUCCUAAAGAAUGCGAGGAAGUUCUCAAGGCGUUGGACGAGACUGAAAUGUCGGCAGACGAUGUAUAA
Molecule: messenger RNA, 1281 nt
Organism: Blumeria graminis f. sp. triticale
Lineage: Eukaryota; Fungi; Ascomycota; Leotiomycetes; Helotiales; Erysiphaceae
Source: the annotation of a GenBank genome assembly